AUGGAUCCUGUUACCGUCACAGGUCUUAUUGUCAGCGUCUCCCAACUGUUCGAAUACACCGGAAAGAUCGUCAAGUACGUCAACAACGUCAGGAACGCGCCCGCCGAGCGCAAUGAAAUCACCAAAGAGUGUGUCAGUCUUCUUGGCCAGCUCAACGACCUUAAAUCCCGAGCGGAGACGACCGAUCCAACCGAUGCGUGGUUCGACGGCGUUCGGAAGUUGGCCUGCGGCGAUGGACCACUCGAACAGUUCAAAGAAUCAUUAGAGAAGCUCGCAAAAGCUCUCAAACCUGCGAAGGGGGCCAAGAAAUAUGGCAAAAUGAUUUUGUGGCCGCUUUCGAAACAGGACACUCAGACUGCUCUCUCACACAUUCAUCGACUACAGACCCUGAUAGCGGCGGCACUUACGCAAGACCACUUUAAUUUGUCACUGGCUAUCAAAGACAAGCUAGACGAUAUUUCGUCGGCCAACACGGAUAUCAAACGGCAACAAGUUUUGGACUGGAUUUCGAAGAUUACAUUCGCGUCAAAGCAACAAGACCACCUCAGGCGUCGUCAGGAAGGUACUGGGACGUGGUUCCUGAACGAGCCUUUGUUCCAGGGCUGGCUCCUCGGACACCCCAGUGUGCUCUGGUGUCCAGGUAUCCCUGCAGCAGGCAAGACUAUUUUAGCCUCCGUCAUAAUCGACCACUUAGAGUCUCAAACUGAGAGACAGAAUGCUCAUGUCGCGUUCCUGUAUUGCAAUUACAAGGAACAAACCGAACACACAGCCCUGAAUCUUGUCAAGAGCCUUGUGAGACAGAUCGUCGAAAGACAGAGCACUAUCUCACGCACAGUCAGCAAUCUUUACAACAACUUCAUGAAAACACAAAAGGCUCCGUCUAUCGACGAAUGGACAAAAUGCCUUCUACAUGAGGUUUCCAGUUUGGAUCACAUUUACAUUGUGAUUGAUGCAUUCGAUGAAUGCUCUGAAGUGAAUCGAGCGCGACCAGGUCUCCUGUGCGAAUUGCGCAAGGUUAUCAAGGACCCACGAGUACGACUUCUCAUCACUGCAAGACCAAUGACACAAGUCGAAAUCGACCCAGCCAGGACACAGACCUUGGAGAUUCACGCAAAUCCGGAAGAUAUUCGAUUAUAUCUCGAAAACCAAAUUGAUCACGAGGAACGGUUGUCACGCAUCAUCAGACCCGAUCCAGACCUACGGCAACGGAUAGUCGGCACAGUAGUCUCCAAAGCCAAUGGCAUGUUUCUUGCGGCUGAGCUUCAUCUCGCUUCGCUUGCCUCUAAGCAUAGCCUCUCUAAAGUGCGCAAAGCUCUCGAUACCAUUCCCGAACAUCUGGAUGGCGUGUACAACGAAGCUAUGCUCCGCAUUGAGCAGCAAAACAAAGACGACGCAGAGCUAGCUGUACGCGUCUUAGCCUGGAUUUCGUGUGCACAGCGACCGUUGAGGAUCAUCGAGUUACUCCAAGCUCUGGCCAUGGAUUUAGACGAGGACACGUUGGACCUGGAAGCUAUGCCCGACGUUACAACGCUAGUCGACAUCUGUGCUGGGUUGAUCACUAUUGAUGAAUCAAGCGACGUGAUCAGGCUGCCCAUGAGCUCAUUCAAAGAGUACCUGACAUCAAUGCCUUGGAUCAUCAUGGCCGUUUAG
Messenger RNA from Lasiodiplodia theobromae, 1650 nucleotides. RefSeq lists its product as uncharacterized. The record is from RefSeq and is a predicted model, not a curated record. The coding region runs from base 1 to 1650 and encodes 549 amino acids. NCBI's taxonomy places the organism in Eukaryota, Fungi, Ascomycota, Dothideomycetes, Botryosphaeriales, Botryosphaeriaceae. The transcript is spliced from 4 exons.